Messenger RNA from Oncorhynchus gorbuscha (pink salmon), 1738 nucleotides. Its product is annotated as calreticulin-like. The transcript has 9 exons. The coding region runs from base 89 to 1351 and encodes 420 amino acids. The record is from RefSeq and is a predicted model, not a curated record. Gene Ontology annotation, biological process: protein folding. Lineage: Eukaryota; Metazoa; Chordata; Actinopteri; Salmoniformes; Salmonidae. Gene Ontology annotation, cellular component: endoplasmic reticulum membrane; endoplasmic reticulum. Gene Ontology annotation, molecular function: calcium ion binding.
GUGGACUGAUUGGCCAGACGGACAGGGAGUGGGGAAACUGCGUUUAGCAGGGUGGUCAACUAUCAUUUAAAAUUUAGCAAGCCACGUCAUGCGAGGGUCGAUGCUAUUCAGUGCACUGAUUGCACUAGCCAGUGCCGAACCAUCGCUGUAUUUUAAAGAGCAGUUUGAAGAUGAGGAUUCUUGGACUACCCGGUGGGUUGAAUCCAGCCAUAGGUCUGACUACGGGGAAUUUGUCCUGACACCUGGGAAAUUCUAUGGAGAUCCAGAGAAAGACAAAGGUCUCCAGACCAGCCAGGAUGCCCACUUCUACUCUUCUUCUGCUCGAUUUGAGCCCUUCAGCAACCAGGGCAAGACCCUGGUGAUCCAGUUCACUGUGAAGCACGAGCAGAACAUCGACUGUGGGGGAGGCUACAUCAAACUAUUCCCCGCUGACCUUGACCAGGCAGACAUGCAUGGAGACUCCAAAUACAACAUCAUGUUUGGUCCAGACAUCUGUGGCCCAGGCACCAAGAAAGUUCAUGUCAUUAUCAACUACAAGGGCAAGAAUCAUCUCAUCAACAAGGACGUCAGGUGCAAGGAUGAUGAGUACACUCAUCUGUACACUCUGAUCCUGAACCCUGACAACACGUACGAGGUGAAGAUUGACAACAAGAAAGUGGAGUCUGGAAGUCUGGAGGAGGACUGGGAUAUUCUGCCUCCUAAGAAGGUCAAGGACCCAGAGGCUGUGAAGCCAGACGACUGGGACGAGAGGGAGAGGGUGGAGGACCCCGAGGAUAAGAAACCAGAGGACUGGGAUAGGCCAGAGAACAUUGCUGACCCUGACGCUAAGAAGCCUGAGGAUUGGGACAAUGAGAUGGACGGUGAAUGGGAGCCACCCAUGGUCUCCAACCCUGACUAUAAGGGCGAAUGGAAACCCCGCAAGAUCGACAACCCUGACUACAAGGGCAAAUGGGUGCAUCCUGAGAUUGACAAUCCAGAAUACAGCGCAGACUCUGAAAUAUACAGAUUCGACAGCAUCGGCGUCAUUGGCCUGGACCUGUGGCAGGUCAAAUCUGGGACCAUCUUCGAUAACUUCCUGAUCACAGACGACGCUACGCUGGCAGAAGAGGUUGGCAAUGAGACCUGGGGUCAGACUAAGGAUCCAGAGAAAAAGAUGAAGGUGUCCCAGGAGGAACAGGAGAGGAAGAAACUAGAGGCGGAAGAGAUGGGGAGGAAAGAGCAGACAAAAGACGAGCCUGAAGACGAGGAGGAAGAAGAGAAGGAGGAAGAGUUAGAGGACCGUGAAGAAGAAGAAGAGACUGGCGCAGAGGAAGAAGAGGAGGAAACAGACUCUAUAAAGGAUGAACUUUAGAGGACUGACUUUCUCAUUGGGAUGAAUCUUCAGUUGAGCCUGGGGAAGGAUUAUGCAUAAUUUCGCUUUACCAUCCAGUCAGUCAGGCCUCAAAGUAAUGUUGAGAGAAGGGGCAGUUAUGAAGUCAUUUAGAUUUUACUGCAAAAUCUGUGACAUUUUUUAUUUUAUGUUUUUUAUUUAACUUAUUAGAUUUUGACUCACUGGUUUACCGCCUUAUUAAUUAAGGCAGUAAACCAGUGUGUCAAAACUAACCUAUUUCUUGUAAGUAUGCAUUUAAUUGUCUGUUGCUUCACAGAUGAAGUCUAAUUAAUUGAAGCUUGUGUGUUUUUGUUUUCUUAAUUCACAUUGAGUGAAUAUGUACUCCAUGUAAAUCCUACUCAACCUUGA